Messenger RNA from Abrus precatorius (Indian licorice), 2949 nucleotides. Its product is annotated as pentatricopeptide repeat-containing protein At1g03100, mitochondrial. The record is from RefSeq and is a predicted model, not a curated record. Gene Ontology annotation, molecular function: protein binding. The transcript is spliced from 3 exons. Lineage: Eukaryota; Viridiplantae; Streptophyta; Magnoliopsida; Fabales; Fabaceae. The coding region runs from base 410 to 2764 and encodes 784 amino acids.
GUGAAUAUUUCUGUCUUAAAAAUAAUAAACGUCGUGUAAGAAAAGAAAAAUGCAGAAAGGCCCACACCAAACUAGUAUGGACUUAAAAUUAACCCAUAAACCCAGAGCAUAGGCAUUAGGGCCUUGUUGUUGGUGGCUAACGGUAGCUUCUACGGUGGCAGAGGCCGAAUUGAGGGACGGCGGUUUCUGCCGGUGACUGUUUGAGUAUGGCAGAGCAAGUGGAGAAAGCAAGUGCGGUCCUUAAACAUUAGUUGUUGUGUUGUGUUUCUGUUUACCAAGUAAUUAGGAUAAAAGUGAGGCUGAGUAUAUCUAGUGCUCCUUCUUACAAUUCUUAUCUUGACACUCUGAAUGCACAGAUUUUUAUCGACUUCGUUGAGAUUCAUCUACACACAAUUGCUGAUGGUUGAAGAUGCUUGCAAUACGAAAGCUCAAAACAGGACCUGAUUUCCCUUUUGUUUUAUGUGUCAUGGUUGCUAAUUGCAAUUAUGGCACAGCUCAAGUUUUCAAUAACAGAAGUGUCCAGUUUAUUGCAAAGUCUGUUAGCCCUUAUUUAGCCAACUCAUGUUCGCAAGCAUUUCUGCUGGGAUCAGAGAAUAAAUUUACUUUUCAAGGACGAUAUUUCUCUAGUGUGGCCGAAAGAAUCCUAGUCCAGGCUCGAGACCCAGCCAAAGUUAGUUUGGAAAUUCUAAAUGCUAUCAGUGCGAAUCAAUUAGAUUAUUCAUGGAAAUUAUUUGAACAGCAUAUGCACAUGGAGGGAUUUCCCAGAAAAUCUGUUGUCAGCAAGCUGGUAACAAGUUAUGUGGACAGCCUUGAUAAGCAAUGGCUGGGAAGAGCUUACGAAUUGGUGGAACGUGCUAUUGAGGAAGGUAAACAAGACUUGUUAGAAAAAGAGGUGCUUAUCUACCUUAGCUUUGGCCUUGCAAAAGCUGGACUACCAGUUCCUGCAUCAACCAUUUUAAGAAAGAUUAUAGACAUGGAGCAUUUCCCCCCAGUCACUGCUUGGUCUGCAGUUUUGGCACACAUGUCUCAAACAGCAGAUGGAAGUUACCUUGCUGCUGAGUUGAUUCUUGAAAUAGGUUAUUUGUUCCAAAACAAUAGAGUAGAUCCACGUAAAAAGAGCAAUGCCCCUCUGAUAGCCAUGAAGCCAAAUACUGCUGCUUUUAGCAUUGCUUUGGCAGGGUGUCUCUUAUUUGAGACAUCUAGGAAGGCAGAGCAGCUUCUAGAUAUGAUGCCUCGAAUCGGUGUGAAAACUGAUUCAAACUUACUGAUAAUAAUGGCCAGUGUGUAUGAGACUAAUGGCCGAAGAGAAGAGCUCAAGAAGCUGCAAAGACAUAUAGAGGAAGCUCCAAAUCUAACUGAUUUACAGUUCCGACAGUUCUAUAAUUGUUUGCUGACAUGCCAUCUGAAAUUUGGGGAUCUAGAUUCUGCCUCAAACAUGGUUUUGGAAAUGCUUAGGAAAGCAAAGGAAGCAAGAAAUUCCCUUGCAGGUGCCAAAUUUAUGAUAAAUGCUACUGAAAUUGAUCAUAACUAUUCUCCAGGACUGGCUUCUGUGCCUAGUUUCAACAACAGUAAAGGUUUAGAUAGUUUAGAGAAUAACAGGCCACUUAGAAAUGCUGUAUUUUCGUAUGAGGAGUUCUCUAAAGAUAGAAACUUCUCAAAACUUCAAGCAGAGUCAAAUAUCGUACUUGGUUCUUUAUUAGCUAAGUUGCAGACACAGGUGGACUUGAUUACAACCAAACAUGGUAUACUGCAACCUACUGAAACAAUUUAUGUGAAAUUAGUUAAAGCUUUUCUAGAAGCUGGCAAGACCAAGGAUUUAGCAGAUUUUCUUCUCAAGGCCGAAAGAGAAGAUUCCCCAUUUUCCAAUGACAAUUCCACCUUGGUUCGUGUUAUUAAUUCAUGCAUUUCACUUGGAUGGCUGGAUCAGGCACAUGAUCUCCUUGACGAGAUGCGUCUAGCUGGAGUUAGAACUGGUUCAUCUGUAUAUGCCUCUCUUCUUAAAGCAUAUUGUCGAGCAAAUAGGGCUGCAGAUGUCAAAUCACUUCUGAGAGACGCUAGAAAAGCUGGUAUUCAGCUUGACUCAAGCUCUUAUGAGGCAAUGAUCCAAUCCAGGGUGCUCCAGCAAGACACACAAGGAGCACUCCAACUAUUUAAAGAGAUGAAAGGAGCUAGAAUUCCAAAGGUCACUCAACAAAACUCUUGUAUGCUGGCUAAAAGUGGCGCAGAAUCAGAUAAAGCUGAGCUAAUGACCGAGCUGUUGCAGGAAAUCAAGGAAGGACAGAGAGUGGAUUAUGGAGUUCAUGAUUGGAAUAACGUAAUCCAUUUUUUUUGUAAGAAGAGACUAAUGCAAGAUGCAGAAAAGGCUCUAAAGAAGAUGAGAAGCUUAGGCCACUUCCCAAAUGCGCAAACUUUCCAUUCUAUGGUUACUGGGUAUGCUGCAAUUGGAGGGAAAUAUCAAGAGGUAACAGAGCUGUGGGGUGAGAUGAAAGCUCUUGCUUCUUCUAUCUCCAUGAAGUUUGAUCAGGAACUUCUCGAUUCCGUGCUGUAUACAUUUGUGAGGGGUGGAUUCUUUGUUCGAGCCAAUGAAGUUGUGGCAAUGAUGGAAAAAGGAAACAUGUUUGUUGACAAGUACAAGUACCGAAUGCUAUUCUUGAAAUAUCAUAAAACACUUUACAAAGGCAAGUCUCCGAAAUUUCAAACAGAAUCCCAACUAAACAAAAGGGAAGCAGUCCUGGCUUUCAAAAGGUGGAUAGGCUUGACUUGAGAAUAUUAUCAGCCAAUUAUUAGUUCUUGCAAGUCUCAGGCCUCAUCUCCAUGACUUAGGUUAGGGGCUGUUGAAUUUUCAUUUUCUUUCUUUUUCUCAUUUAGAUUUAUAGGGUAAAAACUAAUGUCCUACCAAUGUGAAUAAAAUAAAACAUUAUUUUAUGUUAAAUAUUAGAUUUAAGUUAU